Messenger RNA from Triticum turgidum subsp. durum (durum wheat), 879 nucleotides. Lineage: Eukaryota; Viridiplantae; Streptophyta; Magnoliopsida; Poales; Poaceae. The record is from the annotation of a GenBank genome assembly.
AUGGGGUCGUUUAACGGCCACGUGCUGCCAGGGACGCUGUUCCUGGCGGUGGGCCUGUGGCGGGUGUGGUCCGCCGUCGCGCGCUUCGCCGCGGACCCGCCGGCGUUCCGCGUCCGCGCGUGGUGCCCCCUCGAGCUCCCCGGGGCGCCCCGCCUCCUGGAGCUCUACGUGGUGGCCGGCGGCACGCUCCUCGACAUGUGCCUGGAGCUCGGCGGCGGCGUCCUCGCCAGCCGCGGCGAUGGGGCCGCCCCGGAGUCCAGCCUCAUCUACCUCGAGCACGCCGGCAUGCUCCUCAUGUUCUUCCUCUUCGGCGCGCUCGCCCUCCUCUCCCAGAAGCGCAGCAGGUACCUGCCCCUGACGGACGGCGAGCUGUGCCUGGUGGCGGCGGCAGCUUUCACGUCGGAAUUCCUGCUCUUCUCCUACCACUCGGCCACCCACACAGGGCUGGAGGGGUACUACCACCACCUCCUCGUCAUCCUCAUCGGCCUCUGCAUCCUCGCCGCCGUCCUUGGCGCGCUCUUGCCGGCGAGCUUCCCCGUCGACGUCGCUGCCGGCAUGCUCAUGGCGCUGCAGGGGCUGUGGUUCUACCAGACGGCGCUCACGCUGUACGGCCCCAUGCUCCCGGCCGGGUGCGACCGAGAUGCCAGCGGCCACCAAGUCGACUGCCACAGCCGCGCCGCAGGGGAACGCGCCGAGCAGCUGGCUAACUUCCAGCUGUUCGGGGCUGUGUUCCUCGCCUUCGUCUACGUGCUUGGGUGCUAUGCCGUCGCCGCGGCCAUGUACGGGCACCCUGACCUGGCGGCCAUGCAUGACGAGCACGUCGCCGGCCUGGAGAGCCGCGGCGGGGGCGGCGCCUGCGCCGAGGAGUGCGUGGUCUAG